This is a messenger RNA of Closterium sp. NIES-67, 2522 nucleotides long. NCBI's taxonomy places the organism in Eukaryota, Viridiplantae, Streptophyta, Zygnematophyceae, Desmidiales, Closteriaceae. The record is from the annotation of a GenBank genome assembly.
CACAUUCCAACGAGCCAAGAAUUGUUGGAAUCGGAGCACAUAUGAAGAAGUUACGAAGAGGUGUUUGAUGGAUUUGUUACAACUCAUUGGAAGUCCUUGGCAGCUGCUACACCAAAGUUGGAGAGCCCUAUAACGAGGAGGGACCAGCAUGUGUGGGGCUUUUGUCCUCACCUUGCAGCUGCAGCAUUUGGGCUUCAAUCAUAGUGAUUCUGAGGACUGUCAAUUUCUCCUAGGGCAGAUUACCCCCAGUGCGCCAAUCGCCAUAGCUCACUCGAAAAGCUACGGAAUUGAGUGAUUCAACUUUCAGUGGAAAGCUGACGCUGCAAGCUACAACAUAUCCGAUUUUCAGAUUGUUUCACCGAUUGGAGUUUUAGAUAUAGCUUUUCGAAGGUCGCGAGUUUUCUGGGCGUCAUAACGAAGUGCUGCAGAAAUUUCCAAGGAGCCAUUGAAUCAUCUGCUUAUAGCCUUCUCUAACCAACAAGUGGUAUCAGAGCCCAUUAUCAAGCAUUUGGGACCUAAAAUACGAUGGGAGAUAAGGAGGACUCUGGUGGAGGUGAUACUUCAGUCCAAGGAGGCAGCUCAACCCAAGAUUCUGGCAUUGCAGCGCAAAGGGGAGCGCGUACAAGCCAGGGGUCACUGCUUAAGGAGGUGCUGAAGAACUUCACCAUUGAGAAGUUCUUUGGAGAUGGCUAUGAUGAUUGGGCAUGGAAGAUGCAGCUCUACUUUCGACAAAUUGGCCUCUUGAAGCUCAUGAUUGGAACGGAGCCCAGGCCAAAGGAAAUGGCAGAGCGAGCGGACUGGGAUGAACGUUCAUCUGCUGGGUAUUAUCUACUGUCACAAAGCUUGGAGCUGAACCAGAGGCAUCACAUCAUGCAUCUGCUGCCGGAAACUGAUUGUGGGCCCAAGGCAUGGGCAGUGCUCAAGGACCUGCACGCUCCGACAUCGGUUGCCGCUUCUCUCAUGCUGGAUCGGGAGCUGUCCAUGCUGCGGUUGAGCGAGAAUGAACCUGUGCAGCCCGUACUGGACAAGAUGAGGGAACUCUACGCGAAAUUGGCGAUUGCUGGCAUCACGUACCCCGAGCAGACUAAGUGUCUCAAGAUGCUCAGCCUGCUGCCCGAGUCUUGGCUGCAAUUUAUAAGCGGACUCAGCUUGCCACAAAACCAAAGUCAAUGGACAUUGGAGUGGAUUCGCACCAAGAUUCUGGAAGAAGAUUUUCGUCGCUAUACACUCCGUGGAGGUGAUGACAGCACCAGCGGCUAUGCCAUGCAAGGGACAUGGAGAGAUCGAGGGCGUGGCAAUCGCGGUCGCUCUUACUACAACCAAGGUGGUCGCGGGACUUGGAACCAGCGGGGGCGUGGUGGCGCUGGUGCAAGAGGAAGAGGUGGUCACUCCAACAAUGACAACAGUGAACCACGCUUGAGGGGAGAGUGCUGGUAUUGCAAGGAAGAAGGGCAUCCAUGGUUUCGCUGCUCUACCAAGCCCGACUGGUGGACCCCUUGGAACCAAUCGCAAAAGGGGAAUGGAGGAAAGCAACCACAUGGAGGUGCCAACAUGGUAGCUGAUCCUGCUGAAGAAACCUCCAAGGAUGACAGAGGAAUGGGAAAUGAGGAGAGGAAUGCUGGACAGUUCUACCAUGUGUGUGACAAAGAUGACAGUGGCACAGCUGUUGCAAGGGCUGGAGAGGAAUUGCACCCGCUUGACAUGUGGGUCAUGGACUCUGGUGCUGCCUGGACAAUGACACCACGCAAAGACUUGCUGGAUGCUGUGCGAGCGCCUCCAAUCUCCGAAGUGCGCUCAGCAUCCGGACAUGCAGUGAAGGUCGCUGGAGUUGGUCGAGCUGCAUUCAGAGCACCUGAUGGUGGACUGGUUGUGCUGAAGGACGUGUUACUCGUACCGGGGCUGAAGGCCAAUCUGAUAUCGCUGCGCAAGCUAGGCCAGGCCGGAGUCAGCACCACCACCAAUGGAUCCAAAACAUUCAAGGGGCUGCGAGGAGAUCGUGUGCUAUGGGAUUUACACGAAAGCAGAGAUGUCUUGAGAUCCAUGUGGCAGAUCCCUGCACUGAUAUGGGAAUCAACAAAGAAGGAGGUGGGAGCAGUAAAGGCGGGAUCUGGAGUCCAGGGGGAGUGCAAUGCAGUUAGUGCUGCAGGAGUGAUAGUUUCUGCAAGGUUGGGGGAGACUGAUUGGGAAACCGCACACAGGCGUCUAGGGCAUGUGGCCAUGCCAUUGCUGCAGCAACUGCAUAAGGAAGAAGCAGUAAAGGGGCUGAAGCUUUCUGGGCAACCAAAUGAUACCAAGUGCGAGACGUGUCUGCUGAGCAAGUUCACACGGUUCCCCUUUCACGGCGUAGCUGGGAAAAGCAAGGCAGCACUGGAACUGGUGCACAUGGACCUGGUAGGACCUUUCCAGUUCAAGGAAAGAAGGGGGAAAGAUACUUCCUAACAAUAGUUGAUGACUGGAGUCGGCUGAUGUGGGUAUACCCGUUGAAGCAGAAGGAUCAUGCUGCCUCAACAAUACGAGAUGAC